Molecule: messenger RNA, 300 nt
Organism: Necator americanus (New World hookworm)
Lineage: Eukaryota; Metazoa; Nematoda; Chromadorea; Rhabditida; Ancylostomatidae
Exons: 2
Coding region: 1-300 (99 amino acids)
Source: RefSeq, a predicted model, not a curated record
AUGGACAACAUCGACGAGGAAUAUGACCGGCUUGUUGAACACAUUCACGACUGCGCGAAGAAGCGUGGAGCAGCACUAGCCGCAGGGAACCAAGAACUGACGUCCGAGCUCGCAAGGCUUUGCAGAGAGGCGAUAAAGGAGGACCUUAAAAAGAGAAGAGCAGAAGUGCUGGCUGAAGCUGCAGAGGCGGGGAAAAGCAUCCGCUAUGCCCGUCGAGACUUUGCCAGUCGCAAAACAAGGAUGCCUGCUUUCCGGAAUCCGAAGGGAACAACCAUUGCAUCGCGAAGGGGAAUAGAAUAA